This is a messenger RNA of Sphaerulina musiva SO2202, 889 nucleotides long. RefSeq lists its product as uncharacterized. Lineage: Eukaryota; Fungi; Ascomycota; Dothideomycetes; Mycosphaerellales; Mycosphaerellaceae. The record is from RefSeq and is a predicted model, not a curated record. Bases 150 to 758 code for a protein of 202 amino acids. The transcript has a single exon.
UAUUUCGGAUCGAUACCGCUUAGCGACAGUGCCGAGAUUUGCUCUUCAUCGGAUGUUGAAGAUACCGUGUAUAGGAGGUAGCAGAGUCCAGACAAACCAGCUUUCCACGGUGAAAGCCGGUGAACUCCUAAUCGUAAUAGUCCCGAGGCAUGGUCCCGGCGGGCCUAGCUACUUCCAGAGCGAAAAGCAUGUCGAAUUUGGCUUCGCCCUUCGCUUCCCUAUCUGAUUCUGAGGAAAAGCUACCACUGGGCUGGGCUUGCGCCGACAACCUCACACUGAAAUUACCGGACGUGACCGUGGGAAAUAAUGUUUAUCGUCCCAGCCUGAGCAGACCUACCUUACCCAGCAGAUCAAGGCAUGCGCUCAACCGAUGUCCGACCCUCGCUUGCAGACAGACUUCUUGCUGCUUCCGCUGCAAUGAAUGCAGGCCCGUGAUGCUUAUUGAGACGUCUACACGUCCGAACAACUCCCCGCUGUUCACCUUCUACUCGAACCCCGAUUCCCACAGCCGCACAUCGCCAUCGAACACCUGCCGCGCCCUGGCCAAAGCACCAAAAAUUCUCGUCAAAGUUGUUCGGACACUUGCUGCUGUAGCAGCCCUAUCACGGCUACUGCUCGGGGUGCAACAUUGCCCAUGGGGGCUCUGUCCAUCGAAGCAUCUUCAACCGAGACCAAUCAUUCUCAACUCUCGUUGGCUCAACUCUCGUUGGUGGUUGGGAGUUGAGAGGGGACGAAUAUUGGCAUAUAUCGGGGCAUGAUGAGAUGGAGUGCACAACUCUGGUUGCAGAAACUUGCGACUGUUCUCUAGUUUGCUUCCUUCUACGACUCUUUUGCAGUCUUUAGUACGUUAUGGCAGAGCUGCAUGGCUUUCUCAGCUACACUCCUGUAC